GCUGCCUUCCAUGGUUCACGCAUCAUUCUUCGUCAAGUGUCACCAGAGUCCGAAACCAUAUUUGACCUCAUUCUCGCCCUCUACCAGGCUUGUGAUGGUAAUUGGACUGCCUUAGCAAAUCGCAGCGGGGUUGAAGAGCAAUCCAUUGCAUUGUUUCUAGAAUACGCAGCUACCUUUCUGGACAGUCUGGGCAACUACAAGGGGUAUGGAGAUUGCAAAUUUAUUCCUCGAAUCAACUUGACAAUGCUCGAGCAGCUUUGCGCCAUCGCAGAUCGACCCCGCAACUUGUUUAACGCAGCCAAAAAAGCAAUCUACUCGGCAGCUCCCCGGCUUUUGGGGUAUCCUGACGCAGGAAACAUGAGCAAUUAUUAUCCCGAGGCUGUGGAUCUGACAAAAGACCAAAUUCGCGCUGUUCAAGAUGCAGUGGGACUCAAGAUUUCUCUUCGAAACACCCGCCUGAGGAAAUCGAGUCACCCAGACACUGGGGAGCCGGUAUAUGAGCUGCUUGUGGCCUCCAUCGAGGAACACCCGAGCAAUGCGGUGACAGACGAGUGGACCCUCGAAUCCGGGGGAACCGUGCGAGUUGUGUAUGGCGACCAUGCGGACUGCCUGCGACGCAUGUGCGCCAGCUUGGGCAAGGCCCGUGAAUAUGCCACCUCUGACGAGCAGCGCAAUUAUCUGAGUGAAUUAAUUGCCUUCUAUCAGACCGGCGAUAUUGAGCUACAUCGCCAGGCUUCUAUCAGCUGGCUCGCCGACGGAAACCCGCUCGUAGAGACAUGGUCCGGCUUUCUCGAGCCCGGGAGGGAUCCAAGCGGCAUCCGCUGCGAGUUUGAGGCGCUUGUUGCUAUGAAGGACAAAGAGAUGACUGCAGUUUGCUCGAAUCUGGUUAAGCAGGCUAGUCGGUUUAUUCUUCAGCUCCCCUGGAGCGGACUUGGGGAAACAGGAAAUGAGAUGGGCCCUUUCGAAAACGAGAUUUUUAUGUCUCCAAAUUUCAUCGCUCUCAACUUACUCUGCUAUUGUGCCAGCAAUGUGUGGAUAGGCCUGACAGCACCAGGUUACCCCGACAUCAAGACCACUCACGGGCGGAAGAAUCUCACUUUCAGCAACCGUGUUGAGGCAACCACAGCAGCGACCGCACCCGAUGAGAAGAUCGAAUGGAUUCCCGAAUCCCAAGCGUAUUCUUACCGAGCUCACGCAUCCACCUGCUUUUUCCUUCAACUGGUUCUUCACGAGCUAAUUGGUCAUGGAUGUGGCAAGCUUUUGCAGGAGACCUCUCCAGGUAUUUUCAACUUUGACCGUGAUAGCAUGCCCAUUGAUCCUUUCGGCGAUGGGAAGCCAAUACAGACUUGGUAUGGAGAGAACGAGUCUCCUGAGUCGGCCUUUGGUGGUGUAGCAACUGCUUACACCGAGUGUUUGGCCGAAGGAAUUGGCCUAUAUCUCAUGUCUGUUCCCAGUGUGUUGGAAAUUUUGGUCCCUGGUCAAACCCUGGACCCCGAGGAAGGUAAAUCUAGAGAUUCAUUCUGUUCGGAAUACACUUCACUAACAGCUGCUACUCCAGUGAUUUUCAACGCCUAUCUCUCCAUUGCCCGCAUGGGUCUGCGAAGUCUUCUGUCGUAUGACCCCGAAAAUAAGAAAUGGGGACAGGUCCACGACCAGGCUCGCUUCGGGCUACUCCGCUGCUUUAUCGAGGCAGGGGACGGCUUCCUUACUAUCUCCAACUCACAAUCAGAUUCAAAGCGGUCCCUCACAAUCCAACUGGACAGGGCAAAGAUUGCGACUGUUGGCCGCCCAGCGCUUGGAAGCCUCAUUCACCAAUUGCAUGUAUUCAGGUGCAUCAAAGCGGUGGAUCGUGGGACAACACUUCUGACCAAUUUGACAAGGGUGGAAGACAGGGCUCUUGAAUGGCGGGACAUAAUCUUGGCUAAUGAAAAGCCGAGAGCGCGAUUCAUUCAUGCGAAUACAACCUUCGAUGAAACUGGAGAGGUUGUUUUGGUAGAGUAUCCACUGACCAAGGAAGGGUUGAUCAAAAGCUGGGCGGAUAGGCAGGGUGAGAUGACUUCUCUGUAA
This is a messenger RNA of Penicillium argentinense, 2067 nucleotides long. RefSeq lists its product as uncharacterized. Gene Ontology annotation, molecular function: dipeptidyl-peptidase activity. The annotation marks the transcript as partial. The transcript is spliced from 5 exons. Gene Ontology annotation, cellular component: cytoplasm. The record is from RefSeq and is a predicted model, not a curated record. NCBI's taxonomy places the organism in Eukaryota, Fungi, Ascomycota, Eurotiomycetes, Eurotiales, Aspergillaceae.